AUGACCUCUCUCAUGGAUCACCCGUCUCGCGGUGAGACCAUCGGCUACUCCUUCUCUCAACCAACAGCUGCCCCCGUUAAAGAGCAUUCGUUUUAUCCGUACACUGACAACGGUGGCUCAACCCUGGGCAUUACGGGCUCUGAUUUCGCUAUCCUUGCCGGCGACACCCGCUCCACAUCAGGGUACAACAUCAACUCCCGCAUGGUUCCCAAAGUCUUCAAGAUUGGCGGAGAUGAUGAAACUGGGGAAGGAGCUCAUAUCCUCCUUUCUGUUGUUGGAUUCGCCGCCGACGGCAAUGCCCUCAAAGAACGGCUGGACACCGUGGUGAAGAUGUACAAGUAUCAACAUGGGAAAUCCAUGUCAGUCGGAGCCUGUGCUCAGCGACUGUCGACAAUUCUCUACCAGAAGCGGUUUUUCCCGUACUACGUGCACGCAAUCCUGGCCGGCUUGGAUGAGGAGGGCAAGGGUGCUCUUUACAGCUACGAUCCCGUGGGCUCGUAUGAGAGGGAGCAGUGCCGAGCUGCCGGUGCUGCUUCAAGCUUGAUCAUGCCUUUCCUGGACAAUCAAGUCAACUUCAAGAAUCAAUAUAUCCCGGGAAGCGGCGAGGGACACGCACUGGAACCCAAGAAGGCCGAGCCUCUCCCCCAAGAGACCGUCAAGCAACUGGUACGGGAUGCCUUUACGAGUGCUGUGGAGAGACAUAUCGAGGUCGGUGAUCACCUGCAAGUGAUGAUUAUCACCAAAGAUGGGGUCGAGGAAGUGUAUCACCCGUUGAAGAAGGAUUAG
This is a messenger RNA of Penicillium alfredii, 786 nucleotides long. It is a transcript of the gene prs3, whose product is annotated as proteasome core particle subunit beta 6. The transcript has 2 exons. The record is from RefSeq and is a predicted model, not a curated record. The coding region runs from base 1 to 786 and encodes 261 amino acids. NCBI's taxonomy places the organism in Eukaryota, Fungi, Ascomycota, Eurotiomycetes, Eurotiales, Aspergillaceae. Gene Ontology annotation, cellular component: proteasome core complex.